Molecule: messenger RNA, 10647 nt
Organism: Biomphalaria glabrata
Lineage: Eukaryota; Metazoa; Mollusca; Gastropoda; Planorbidae
Product: bifunctional heparan sulfate N-deacetylase/N-sulfotransferase 3-like
Exons: 13
Coding region: 415-3078 (887 amino acids)
Cellular component (GO): Golgi apparatus
Molecular function (GO): deacetylase activity; heparan sulfate N-sulfotransferase activity
Source: RefSeq, a predicted model, not a curated record
AACUACAACUUCCGGAUAAGAAUAACAGAAUUUACUUUCCAAACAUAAGAAUAGUGAAAGACUAGAUCUAGACUACACAGUUUUCUGUAAAGGUCUAGAAUACAGUUGACGACAGUUAGAUCUAUUUAAUUCCAAACUUAUGGAAAGUUUUACAUUUUCAGAAGAUAAUCAAGCAUAAAUUUGAAUUCUUAAAAUGGAUUUUAUGAUAUCAGUGGCAUCUUCAUUCUUGGAUGGAACAUGACUUUAUCAUCAAACCAAACAAUGCAGAUUCAACAAAGGGAAGCUAAGUCACUUUCAGAAGUCAUUAAAAAAAAAGAAGAGCCUAGUGCAUUUAAAGAAAUGUGAAUGCAGCAUGUAAUGUUGUUACAACCAGAAUUUAUUAUCUGACCUGACAAGUGAAUAUAGUGCCUGAACAUGUUGUUACGCAGGGAAAUGUUCAGAUGCUAUAACUCUGUGACCAGGCUCCUUUCCUGCAAGCGUUGUUCCCUGCUGAGAUCAUUGGUUCUCAUUUUUGCUUUGAGUAUAGUCUCUAGUCUUUUCUUCCUUUAUCGUGUCAUGGACACUGGCCUUCAUGUGCCACGUGCAAACCCACCUGUGCCACACAUUCGAUGUGAUUCUCAGCCAUAUUCCUCCAAUCUUAAUGUUGAUGUUUCAAGUCAUCAUAGACUGGAUGACAGACUUCGAGUAGCUCACAGGGCUCUGCUUAUUACGGAGGUGCCAAAUUCUAAAAAUGGUCAGCGGAUAAGAUACUUUCUCAAUGCACUUCGCAUCGAAGUGAAAUUUGAAAUUAAGUCUAAGGCUAUACCAACCCUGACAAAUAAAAAAUCUGGACGAUUUGCUGUGAUAAUUUUUGAAAACUAUAAUACAUAUCUAGAUCUGGAUACUUGGAGUAGGCAGCUUGUAGAUAAGUAUUGCCAUGACUAUCGCAUUGGUAUACUUAGUUUUGUUCGACCAGUUGAUGAGAGCACAGACAGUUUCAGGCAUGUGGACAACUACCAUAUAAGUUUUCACUAUAAUUUAGCUUUAAUGGACUUCAGAAUUGGUGAAGCCACCACUCUUUGGAGGAUAAUGAAGCCUGGUUCUAUAUGGAAGGGAGCUUUGCCAGAUACAUGGACAAUAUUUAAAAGCAAUCAUUCAACGUAUCAACCUUUAGCCUUUUCAAGGAUAUUGGGGCGUUUCUCAGAUGCAGAUCCAAAGUCAUACAGUUAUGUUCCUGCUAUUUUUGAUGAAGGUAGAAUUGAUGGGAUUCCUAAAGUGCUGCUUGGGAGUGAUCUGAACUUUUGGCUGAACUCUAUUGUGAUGAUGGAUGCCCUUUCCUAUUUGUCUUCUGGUAGGUUGGGGCUACCAUUGGACAGAUAUAUACAGGUGGAUGUGGAUGACAUAUUUGUGGGCAAAGAAGGCAUUCGUAUGAAAGUCUCUGAUGUAGAGGCCUUAGUAGCUGCACAAGAACGUUUAGAAAAAGAAAUAGAUGGCUUCCAGUUUAAUCUGGGUUAUUCAGGUGGAUUUUUUCUAUUUGGUACUGAUGAAGAGGAUGAUGGUGACAGAAAACUAAUUGAGUACAGACAUAAGUUCCGCUGGUUUAGUCACAUGUUCAGACAUGAACAGCCUCACAAGUUCCCUAAAGAAUACAUCGAGAGUGCCAUGAAGCUGAAUAAACAAUUUGCUGAGGAGAAUGGCAUUCAAGUGUAUGGGCAGUAUGCCGUGGCUCCCCAUCACUCUGGUGUGUACCCAGUGUAUGAGCCUCUUUACUCCUCAUGGAAAGAGGUAUGGGGAGUGAAGACUACAAGUACAGAGGAGUAUCCCAAACUGUUGCCCUCAUGGAAACGUAGAGGAUUUAUUCACAAAGGAAUCAUGGUGCUACCACGCCAGACAUGUGGUCUGUUCACAACAACUGUGUACAGUUCUGACUUCCGAGGCGGGCUGGCAGGCUUAGACAGUAGCAUUCAAGGAGGAGAAAUAUUUCAAACUGUUUUGACUACACCAAUCAAUAUCUUCAUGACUCAUCUUUCAAACUAUGGUAAUGAUCGCCUUGCGCUGUACAUGCUGGAAAGCCUUGUUAAAUUCGUAAAGUGCUGGACCAAUUUUAAAUUACUUUCACUACCACCAGUGGAGCUGGGACUGAAAUAUUUUGAAAUGUACCCAGCAGACAAGGAUCCCAUUUGGACGAAUCCAUGUGACUACAACAGACACUUGAGCAUUUGGCCAGAGAAUAAAACUUGUGACAAACUGCCCAGUUUUAUUGUUGUUGGUCCACAAAAGACUGGUACCACAGCUUUAUACUCUUUUCUUUCUCAACACCCAGACAUUGUCAGCAAUCUGCCAACUCCUAAACAUUUUGAAGAAAUUCAAUUUUUUAAUACAAACAAUUACUAUCUUGGCCUGGAUUGGUACAUGGAUUUCUUCCCUCAACCUGACAAGCCCAACACCACUCUCUUGUUUGAGAAGAGUGCCAACUACUUUGAAAGUGACUUAGCUCCCAAGAGGGUGGCUGCACUGUUACCCAGGGCAAAAAUUAUUGUCAUAUUGAUGAACCCUGCAAAAAGAGCUUAUUCUUGGUAUCAGCAUAUGCGUAAUCACAAUGACCCUACUGCAUUGAAUCACACCUUUUAUGAAGUUGUUAGUGCCUCUGACAUGGCCUCUCAGAACUUGAGAGCACUGCACAAUAGAUGUCUGACGCCAGGGCUCUAUGCACAGCAUUUAGUUCGCUGGCUGGAUUUCUUCCCAGCUAAACAGAUUCACCUAGUUGAUAGUGAUGAACUGAGGAAUGAUCCAGUUAAUGUCAUGCACCUCAUACAGAAGUUCCUACAUGUCCAAAACUACAUGGAUUACAGCCAGCAUCUCAGGUAUGAUCCAGCCAAAGGUUUCUUCUGUCAAGUUCUGAGCAACAAGCAAAACAAAUGCCUGGGGAAGAGCAAGGGACACAAGUACCCGUCCAUGGACCACAGGUCAGAGCAACACCUGCAUUCCUUCUACAGGAAGCACAACAUCAAUCUCUCCAAACUUCUCUCCAGCUUUGAGACACAGCUGCCAGAGUGGCUAACCACAGAGCUGAAAGACAUUGAGACUCCCAAAACUUAGUGGACAAGGAGUUCAUUCUACUUUAUGUACUUAAAUAACUUACAUCUCAAAUGAUCUGACUGCACAUACUAUAAAUAGUAUAAAUAUAUUGGCUGAGCGAUUGUUUCUUAUCAAAGUUGUUUUGAAUUCAAUCAUUUUGUUUUCCCAUUUCUGUGAUGUCUUCUGUUCUGUUUAUAAUUUAUUUCAAAAUCUCAGAUAUAUUACUUAGAUCCUUUAUUUUCAUUUUGAAAUUUAACCAUUGCCUUUGGUUGACUGUCAACUAUUGUGAUGCCUAAUGGAACACAUUUUAUAAAGGUAGUUAAACAUUAUAUAUAUAUAUAUAUAUUUCUAAACAAUUAUUUCUUUUAUUUGUUUAGUAUAUAGCCCACCUGUGUUUCCUAGCUUUUGGCACCCUAUUAGUCCAUGCACCUAUUAUACACUCAGAGAUUGACUAUGUAUUGUUGUGUCCUCUGGUGUUACUUGUACUCAAGUUGUAGAUGUUGCAAUUAGAUACUUACUUCUGUUUGGUUUUUGGUUCCACAUUUCACUGUACUUCUUGUCAAACCAGCUUAGCAAACUGGUAAGACCACAAUGAAAGAAAAAAUUGAAUACAUUUGGUUUCCUUUGUUGGAUGAUGACAUUCUGUUCUCAGCAUUGUCUGUUACUUUCUCUCUGUAUCUUUGUGUGAAUUUUGUUUGUUGGUUAAUGAAUCAUUGACUAGAACUACACAUUCCUGUAUGAAACAAACUGUAAGGCUCAUGUCUAACUAAGCAGGGCCUUGAGUUCUUGGUUUUAUCAAUUUAAAAAAAAAAUAUUUAUUAGUAGGUGGUUAGACUUUAAAAACUAAUUGUGACAAAAGCAAUUAGCUUAUGCAAUGUAUAUUUGUACGAUUAUAAACAAAAUUGAUUUAGUGGUCCUAAUAAAUGUGGCAUCCUCUAAAAGGGGAACAACUGGUAUAUUGUUGAAAUUGUCUAGGUAAUCAAGCAUUUUUGUUUUGUAAAGAUGUCAAUUGUAUUUAUUUAUACUUUGUAUAUAAAAGAUGAUAAUGUGCUGGCUACAUGUUCAGUCCAAUUUUGUUGUAGCCAUGUUCAUUGUCACUCUAAGAAUAUUCAUUAUAACGAGCUUUGAUUGUUAGGCUGCUUGAAUCUAAUGAGAUCGUUAUUGAUUCAAAGAUCUCAGUAUGUUUAUGAUAAACUAAUAGUAGAGCGUGUCUUUUAGUUCAAUAAUAAUGCAAGCUUUGAGAUUGUAACUCGUCAGACCUCAUAAUUACUAUUUGAUUUUAUGUUGUUAUUUUUUUUAUUUGACAAAAUUUGAGUUCAAUACCUCAAUGACUGUGCUGCUUUGUUGAUACAAUCAUUCUGAAUGUUUAAGUUAUAAACUAGCUGUUACUGUUGCUGUACUAAUAAUAGCAUGGAGUUGUAUACAUUUUGUUGAAGAAAAACAAAUUGAGUCUCUGCUAGUGUUGACCAGAAAAAAAAAUGGACUUGAGUGUCUGCUAGUGUUGACCAGAAAAAAAAAAUGGACUUGAGUGUCUGGUAGUGUUGAUGAGACAAUUUAUUUAUUGGUUGUAUGAAUAACAUUAGAUGUUGAUGGUGUUAUUUCCAAGCCCGUUAAGUUAUUCUGGUGAAUUAUUAAUUAAGCAUUAUCUUCAUAUGAGCUUGUUGUUUACAUUAUGAAUUUCAAUGUGAAAGUUUGUGUGCAAAAAUGAAAAGGGAAUAAUUUCUGCCCAAUUCAUUUCAGAAUAGAUUUGUAUUCUCCCCAACAAGUGUCAAUUCCAAAAUGUAUGUUACAAGAUCCUGGUCUGUCAAUUGUAGAUUGUGUUGUAAAGAAGAUUGUUGUAAAUGGGGUAGGGGGCAGCAUAAGAAUUAAUGAAAUACUCAACAAAGUUAAGCUCUCUUCCUAGAUUAGAGGCCAGAGAAGUUUUCUCCAAAUCACAAUGACUAAUUUUGUUUUGUUCUUUAAGUGAUGUGCAUUGUUGACUUAUCUAAAGCAAAAGAAUUGACCAUUGUGACCAGGGUUUUUAACUGGAGGCCUCUAGCUGACAUCAUUGUGCUUUACUACACAGCCACCAUCUCCCAUUUAUUCAUAUUUUAAUCAUUUCAUGCAAUAAAUUAUUUGUAGUCAUAGAAAUGCCUGAAUUCAGUUUGGAUUGAAUAGUUGAGUGAUUUUCUAGACAGGUUGUUCUAAAUCUUCUAUGAUUGUUUCUUGUAGUUGGAUUUUUUUUAAUGCUGAGAUGUUUGGUUCUUUUGCUGUCUGUUCCAUGGUAAACUUUAACUGCUCUGCACUGCCAUACAAGAUGUUGACUAGAAUCAGUCAUUUACUUGAUUAUAUUUAAUAUAUAUGUUUAGUGCAUGUUGACUAUUCUAGAACAUAUAACUAAAUCAUAACAAUGGAUUCCUUGAUUAGUUGACAAAUACUUACAGCAGCCAUCAUGUAAUGGUGUUCAUUUCUUGUACUCACUAUUUUGGUACCAACAUUUUUUUUUACUUCAUCAUUGUUAGUUUGAGUCAAACAUUAUUUUCAUAACUGCAAACUGUAAACUGUUUCAUCUAUAAAAUUCAGAAACAGUUUUUAAUAGAUGAACUUUUACAAAAGACAGUGGGCAACUUAUUUUUAUUUGCUUAAGAGUAAAUUUUGUUGUUAUAUUUGUUUUAAAAUGUUUAAAGUGGCAUGCAGUUUCAUUCUCAAUAUUUGAAAGAAUACAUUGCAAGAUGUGUUGUAAUGAUAAUAAUAUGUCAGCUUAUUGUCAGAAUGUUGCUUUUAAAGAACUCUGAAGAAAGCUGUCAACAAAUAUUUUGUAAUUCAUCUAAUAAUUUUGGUUGCUUGAAAACAGCUACAUUGUUAGAACAUUGAGAUGAUGUCAUCAAGAAGUUUCCAGGGUGUCAGCUUCCUGUCCCAUACACUUACUGUCUGUCGAUGCAAAACUUGGGCAUAAUCUUUCACUCAUUGGCCUACAUAACUUGCAGAGCUUUUAGUUAGUAUGUCUAAACAUUCUGUUAGAAACUUAUUAUUUGAGUCUAUCAUAAUGUUGCAGCUUCACAUAUUUUCUCAGCCAAUGAUGAACCUUUUAAAAAAUAUGUAAUGAAAAUUAAUUUCUAAGCAUUCAGCUCCAAACAUUAUCAAAUCAAAACCAAGUCAACAUUUCAAACAUGAGUGGCAUAUCCUAGUAUUCAUCAGUUAUCAAAAUUCUUCUAUUACAGUUGUGACUUGAUUUAUUAGAGAUUUUCAAUAGGCUUUCUUUUGAUAGUUUUAUCAUAUUUGAAAUGUAAAAAAAAAUUGUCAAAAGAUUAUUUGGCAAUGGUAUCUAAUAGAUCUGAUAGGUAUUUGCAUUGUUAUUUCAAUAUUACAUAGAUCACCUAUUUUAAGUCACUUAUUUUGUGACAAAAUAUGGUUACAGAUCAUAGAACAUAUGCAUAUUUCAUUAUUGCAAUAAACAUUUAUUGUCUUCUCACAUAAGCUAUUCAUGUUGGUUGACAGUUAACCAUCAUGAACUUUUGUGGUCUAUCUGAGCUCUUUAGUGCGCCAGUGGCUAAUACCUGAUUAUUUUUGUGUUCUCUUCCUUGGGGCAUCAAUAUACUAUCCUUGCUGUAUUUUACCUUUGAAUACCUUUGAAUUGUGAGAGUUAGGAAUCUAUAAACUAGUGUCAUGGGAGGUAAUUAAGAAAAGAUUUUGAAAUAUUGGGUACUCAGCUUCUGCUGGCAAUGAAGAUCAUUUUCUGAUAGGAUGCCCGAUUCUAGAGACAUAUCUUUCAGACCAGCAUGCAGAUGGAGACUCUGAGAACAUGCUGUGUCUUGUGAUUUUGUUUUCAUUGUUUCUUGAGUCUGUACUUUGGAGUUUAUUUCCACCUCAUGUUUUUGUUGUACAUUUACAUUGACGCUUUUCAUUUCAACUCUGUUUGUCUUUCAAUUCAAAUGUACAUUGAAUGGUUAGGUUUACAUGGAUCACUGUGUUGUCCAUAAUGGUGAUCAUUGGUGGUCAGUGGACUUUGUUGUGUCAUUAGAUCUGAGGGAUAGUCCAAUGUUCUAUUUGAACUGCAUUUUGUCAUUAGUUUCUCUAUUCUGCUUCUUUUGCUUGCUGGAUGUAACUUUUGAUUUUAAUACAUGUUUAGCUUUUGUUUAUCUGGCUUGAUGUAGACUGAAGAAAUCAUUUUUAAAUGUAUUCAAGUCCUACUGCUGGAAUUUUGCCAGUAUCUGCAUCCAUCUGUACAUACUAGAAAUUGACAAGAAUAUACUAUCACUGAAAAAUCAAAAAUUUGAAUUGAAUAGAUCACACCAAAAAUAUUUAUAGUUUAAUCAUCAGAAGUUACCUGAGCACAUUUUCAUCUUUUUUCUAAUGUUCCUUUGGCCAUAGCAAAAAAACUUUUUUCUUUCUGGCCCAACACACAGACACACUACUAACCUUAAACUUUAGGGUCAUUUAAAGGUCAUUUGCCAUUUCUUUGUUCACUAAGUCAGGAGGCUUGGGAUGAUUUAGUGACAGAUAGUGUUUUUCGUUUUUGCUUUCUUAGAUUGCUUUUAGUCAUAAGGCCUUGAACAGUUUUGUGACCUCCUAAAGGUGUAUGCACAUUUACUUUUGUAAAUCUUAGUAAUGCCUUUUAAGUUUUGGAGACACUUAUAAAUUACAAGAAAGCUUUUUGUUUUUGUACCCCCAACCUGGGCAUAUAUUUAUAAUUUUCAUAAUAUGAUCACAGUAGUUUCUUGGUGUUUUUUUAAUAUUCACCUUUUAAUUCAAAUAUGGACCUCAGUUGUCUUUCUUGAGGCUUCAUUAGUCUAGCUUAGCACAAGACUCGACCACCCAGUAGGAUUUUAUAUGUUAGACUUACUCUUAUUUCAUUAUUUUCAAAGAUCUAAAAUCUUGCAAUUCUAAAUUCAUCUAUCCUGUUUGUUUGUCUUUAACCGUGUUGAAGAAUUCAUUUCAAAUGCUUGAGAAAAAAAAACAACCACAACACAUUUUUUUUUUCAACUUAGGAAAAUUUCAUUUCAAUUAAAAUGUUGAUGAAUUCUUCUUAUAAUAUUGUGAACUUUGUUUUUUAUGACCAAAUUCUGUGACACUUUUCUGAACAUAUAGCUGAUUUCUAGAAGCUUUUAAUGUCAUGGAGGUAAUACCUUGAAUUGACAUAGAAAAACACAAAAGUACUACUUCAUGGAUUCCCUUGUUUUACUUCUCUCAUCUAAAGAACUUCAAGAACUCAUGUGUGUUGGGUGACCGACUGACUCAUGUGUGUUGCAUGACUGGCUGACUCAUGUGUGUUUGGUGACUGACUGACUCAUGUGUGUUGGAUGACUGGCUGACUCAUGUGUUGUGUAAUGCAUUUUCAGUGAGUGACUGACUCUUGUGUUGAAUGACUGACUGGUGUAUUGGGUGACUGACUCAUGCAUGUUGAAUGACUGACUGGUGUAUUGAGUGACUGACUCAUGUUAAGGGACUGACUCAUGUAUGUUGUGAGUACAACCAUGUUAUAUUCUGUUAAGGAUUUUUCUGGAUCUUGCUGUUGUGGCUCUAAACAUUUAUUGAUCUUUAACGAUGAGGAUCUAAACUUUGAAUGGUCUCGGUCUUAGGGAUUUAUAUGUAUACUUAUAUUUCUUUAUCUUUAAACUUUUUACAUUUUACUGAUAUAGGUGUUAAAAAUCUUAACUUUUCUUGAUCUUGGUGCUAAAAGUGUUGCAGUACAUCACUCAAACUUCAGUUGUGUCUGAUUGUGUGCUGCACUUGUGGCAGUGACUCUGGGCAGGAGGGUGGGUGUAACCUUUUCUUUACAGUAGACUAGUUGUGUCUGAUUGUGUGCUGCACUUGUGGCAGUGACUCUGGGCAGGAGGGGGUGGGUGUAACCUUUUCUUUACAGUAGACUAGUUGUGUCUGAUUGUGUGCUGCACUUGUGGCAGUGACUCUAGGCAGGAGGGUGGGUGUAACCUUUUCUUUACAGUAGACUAGUUGUGUCUGAUUGUGUGCUGCACUUGUGGCAGUGACUCUAGGCAGGAGGGUGGGUGUAACCUUUUCUUUACAAUAGACUAGUUGUGUCUGAUUGUGUGCUGCACUUGUGGCAGUGACUCUGGGCAGGAGGGGGUGGGUGUAGACUACAGAGUCAUUUCUGUCCACAACUGUUAUUGCUUUUACAGGAAACAGGAAAAAAUAAUGUUAGCAUUUAUCACUAAUUUCUGUUUGUUAUAUAAUCCUGUUUACUAAAUAUAUGUAUGUUUUAAUUAUACAUAUAAAUAUAAAGAUGUUUUAUAAUUAUAGACUUAAAAAAAUACAGUCCUACCAUUGUUGAAUACAUUCAUGCUAGUUCCAUUUCAAAUAGGAAAGCAAGUUGUGUGUAUCUCUUUGAACAUCCAGUUAUGUUAGUUCCAGUUCAGAUUGGACAGUUUGUUGUGCAGUACAUAUGUAUGUCAUCUGGUCUGGUUGGCAUGAAUGUUUACAGCUGUCACUAACACUUGAGUGUUGUGGGAAUGGUUGAAAUCAACACUAUGGUUUUGUGAACUCGACUGUUUAAUGCUUUAUGUUAUUAUACUGGAGCAGUGAUUGUAUUAAUUGCCUUCUCUUGUAGGACUAACAUGCUUUUCACUGCAACAGUUACCAGUUGUCUAGCAAGUCUGCCAUUAGGCAGUGCAUAGUUUAAAGGACUGUUUGCAAUGGGAUAAAAUUAUCUCUUGAAGAAUUAGUGACAUAAUUUACAUAUAUGCAAUAGCAGAGGAACCUUCCAACUACAGAGGAAGGGAAAUCAUUGAAUUAUAUAUGUAUGUGACUAGCUUUCAAAAAUCAAAAUAUUUGUUUGUUCUUCUUUGUUUGAUGCCAUGAAGAUAAUGUUCUCUCUUGUUUUCAGUUAAUUUUCCCAGUUGUCAUCACUAGAGCAGUUUUUGAUGUGUUCUGGGGAUUAGUUCCUGUUUUUAAAACCUGAAACUUGAUUAUUUUGAAAUAAAUACAGUUACAUCCCCUCCACUUCCUGUAAAAAAAAAAUGACUUCAUCUUACUUCAUCAAACACUUUCAUACGAUUUUCAAAUUAUGUGACUAUCCUUAGCACAACUCCCUAGAAACUGACAAUCAAUAAGAAGGCAUCUGGACGCCUUAAGAAUAAUUUUUCACAUAAUUUAUGAAAAGAUUCUUUGAUAUUGCAAGGCCUGAGAUUAAUGGUGUGUUUAUUCAUCGUCUUGCCCAUGUAGUUAGUUAGUGGACACACAUUACAUUAUAAUUGGGGGUUAGUUCUUGGUACUGGGAAUGUAUACUAUAGUACUGUAGCUUUAUCUCAAUAGUACUGGCUCAAUGGUUUUAGUGUUUGUAUACAAGGACUGGUAACAGUAUUUUAUUGUUUGGUCUGAAUGGUGUACCAUUACUAUGAUAAAGUUUGAUUCUCAACACAUCAUUCAUGCAAUUGAUUUGUUUCAUAUGAUCACUCCAGGAAGCCUCAUCACAUCUUCAGAAUGAAAUUUUAUUGUAAUAUGUAUAUAUAUAUAUAUAUAUAUAUUAGGAAGGGUUCUUCCAAUUUUGUACUCUAUAUAAAUAUCUACAUACAUUGACAUGAUAUAAACAUGUUAGACUUGAUCAGAGAAAUACACAUUGGAGAAAUAAAAUCAAAAGUUGCCAUAUGUCAUCUA